UACUCAUAGUUGAUGGCAUAACGUUGUUCCAAAAUUGUUGGAAGAAAAAACGCGAAGAAUGUAUGGAGCGUAGUGUGCUGCCGAGGAACGCGUUGUUCUAGAAAGCUGAUUUUCGGUGUGAGUCGUUUUUCAAAGACGCAAAAUCCAUGUUCGCCAUUAUGGUUAAACAUAUUUUAUGGUAAUUUGUGAAUCACGGUAACUCUUUUGAGUAAGACUAGGGAAAAUCGGAGCAAAUUUAAUAGAAAGAAUGGCGGUGGGAUCAACAAAAGUGGUGCAAGUGACGAAUAUCGCGCCUCAAGCGACCAAAGAUCAAAUGCAGACCCUGUUUGGGUACCUUGGGAAAAUAGAGGAUAUCAGACUGUAUCCUACUAUAAGGGAUGUCGCGGUACCUGUCCAAUCACGUAUUUGUUACAUAAAAUUUCACGACCAAGGAUGUGUUGCAGUUGCUCAACACAUGACAAACACUGUGUUCAUUGAUCGUGCACUGAUUGUGAUUCCUUAUCAGAAUGGAGACAUUCCAGAUGAACAACGAGCUCUCGAGCUAACCAAUAACGGUACUGUUGUGCCAGGUCUGUACCCUUCAGAGCCAAAACUACCACCCAACUUUGUAAAUGCAAUCGAAGGAAUUCCUCCGAAUCAUGUGAUCUCCACCAUAGAUCCAAAACUAGAAGCGAAUGGUCUACCGCCUUAUCCUCAUUUACCUGGCCAUUUGGACAGCAGACGGAUCGAGGAGAUCAGAAGAACAUUGGUUCUUGCUAACUUAGAUCCCUCUGUGACAACGGACAACCUGUUAGAUUUCUUCAGUAAUAACAACGUAGAAGUAAAAUAUUUACGUAUAUGCACCAGAGAUUCGGACACUGAACAUUAUGCUUUGGUAGAACUAUCCGAGCAGGCAGCAGUUGUGUCUGCUUUACUUCUAAACGGAAAAAUGCUUCUGGAUAGAAGUAUAAAAAUUUAUCAUUCGACCCAAGCAAUAGCCAAACCCGAGGCGAAGAGUAACGAGGCGGCACAAAAGGAAAUAGAAGAAGCCAUGUCGCGAGUAAAAGAGGCACACAAUUUAAUUUCAGCUGCGAUAGAUCCUAUGAUUGGCAUGUUGUCCAAGGACAAACGUAGCCGCAGUGGUUCUCGCAGCAGGAAGUCUCGGUCGAGGUCAAGGGGUCGCAGCAGACGAUCCAGGUCACGCAAACGUUCGCGUUCUCGUCACAGACGUUCACGUUCGCGUCACCGACGCAGAUCACGAUCCCGAUCGAAACGUUCCCGGUCCAAAGAACGCAGACGGAAGUCUCCAUCGCGCAGAAGAAGCAGUUCCCGCGGUCGGCAUCGUUCACGCUCACGAUCUCGGCGAUCCCGAUCACGUAGAUCGCGAUCCAGGUCGAAAGACAGAAAGAAGAGAUCACCGCGUCGAAGGAGUCGGUCACGGUCGCGCAGCAAACGUUCGAAGUCGAAAUCCAGGCGGUCUAGAUCCAAGUCCAAAUCCAGAUCCUCCAAAUCCAAAUACUCUGAGAAGUCCAGGGACAAGGAUAAAGAGAGAAGAAGCAAAGACAAAUCGGAUAACGGCAAGAAGAACGACGGGGACAAGGCUGAUAAAGAGAAGAGCGAGAAGAAAUCGAGCAAAGAGAAGAAAUCCGAGAAGGAGUCGAAAUCCGACGAGAAAAGCAGAAACACGUCCGAGAAUAGCGAAAGUAAAGAGAAAACAGAGUCUGAAACUUAAGUACUGGCAGAACUACGGUCUAUACAAGAUUCACUUCGUUAAUUUAAUGUUGCGACGUACCGCGGUGCAUUGGUCAAUAAAGAAAUACAGGAACGCAAAAGUUUCAAUUUUUAAGAUGUAUGUAAAUACAUAAAAAAGAUAAUUGUAUCGUCAUUCCUGUAGUAACGUAAUAAUACACAGUUUUUUCAAACCAUUA
Nomia melanderi (Alkali bee) is the source of this 1907-nucleotide messenger RNA. It is a transcript of the gene Srp54, whose product is annotated as splicing regulatory protein 54. Gene Ontology annotation, molecular function: RNA binding. Lineage: Eukaryota; Metazoa; Arthropoda; Insecta; Hymenoptera; Halictidae. The record is from RefSeq and is a predicted model, not a curated record. Gene Ontology annotation, cellular component: nucleoplasm.